Messenger RNA from Lachancea nothofagi CBS 11611, 384 nucleotides. The record is from the annotation of a GenBank genome assembly. Lineage: Eukaryota; Fungi; Ascomycota; Saccharomycetes; Saccharomycetales; Saccharomycetaceae.
AUGGAGAACGGCGAUAAACAAAACGGCAUUGAACAGCCGGAACAGAUAGACAUCCCUCCAACUCGAUUCGAAGUUGAGCUAGAGUUUGUGCAAUGCCUCGCGAACGUCCCAUAUGUAAUAUUCUUGUUGAGUCAGCAGCAAAUCUGGAGAGACCCGAAGUUCAAGGAAUACCUGAAAUACUUAGAGUAUUGGUGCGAGCCUCCGUAUGCACAGUGCAUUGUCUACCCGAAUUGCUUGUUUAUGCUAAAGUUGUUGAACGGAUUCAUGGCAUCGGCAACAGUCAACGAGGAUGGCCUCCUCGAAGGUCUUGAUGAACUGCCCAAGGUGCUACAGAGCCAAGGCGGCCAAUGGAUGAAUGAGAUGGUAGAAAGAUGGAAUAUGUGA